GUUUAUGUACCGGUAUUUUGAGCCAGGUAGAUCUCUUUGUUGUUUUCAAAGUUGGCUAUCUGUGAUCGCGGUGUUGGUGGGUGGUGGUGUCUUCAGACCAUUCCAUGGUGCAUAGAAAUUAUUAGGUGUAUUGUGACUGUUGACCUGCUAUGGACCUAGGACAUCCACAGCGUCCCCCACCAAGUUAUAACCAGGCUGUGGCCCUCCACCCACCAGGAGCCCGCACCGUCAGCGGCAGCGACACAGACGUCUCCACGUCUGCCGAGAACCUGACGCACGAGGAGAAGUAUGUGCUCAGCCAUACGGAGCGUCAGGACCCCCAGGGCGAAGAGAACCUGGUGAAGACUGCGUUGACGGGAGCCGACUUCGCCACGCCGGCAGGAGCCAUGGAAUGGGUCAAAAGCGUGGAGAAGGCUCUGAAGCGGCCGAUGGGCCCUCCGACGGGGCGUCCGCCGCCCCAGUACCCCCGGCCCGGCUCGGCGGCCGCCGCCGCGGCUGUGGCUGCCACCGGACAAAUGCCCUACAGCAGUCUGGAGAGGCUGCUGGGACAGAGAGAUGGCACAGGACCGGCGCAGGUCAACGGAAAAGAGACGAAGCCUGCUGCGAUGGGCAGCGGCGUCACUGGCACUGGUGGGGGCGGCACUAUGAGCGACAAGUCCAAUUCGUCGUCCUCCAGCCAGCUGGCGCCGGCCGAAGGCUCGUCGACGGGAUACGACGCCGGCGGAGCGGCCAGCGCGAGGGCGGACAAGUCGCCUCUGUCCCGGUCCCAGCCCGAUCUGAACCGGAAUGGUGCCGGCGACCCUCUACGGCCACCGGCUGGUCAGUACCGGGAGCCGCCCGACUACGUAGCCGCCAACGCGCACGAAAUGAUGCAGAUUCUCAUGCUGGAGAACUCCAGCCUCAAACAGGAGAUUGAUAUGUGCCAAAGAAAAGUGGCCAAACUUCAAAAGUUCGCGCGCGAACUGGAGAAGCUGCAAUCCGACUACGACGACCUGGUACGAACGUGUCAGCGGCGCGAGCAGCUCGAGUACAUCGCGCGCCAGAAGCUGACGUCCGAGGUGCGGCGCGCCACCGACCUCAACAACAGUCUGUCCAGCCAGCUGGACACCUCCAAACUGGACGAGGAUAAGAAGCAGACCGACCGGCGCGAGGUGCUCAUCAAACAGCUGGUCGCUCAGAACAAGGAUCUGCAGGCGGUCAAGGAGCGGCAGGAAAUCGAGCUGACGGCCCAGCGGGCCACCCUGCAGGAGCAGCGACAGUACAUCGACAUCCUGGACACGGCGCUCUCCAAGGCGCAGGAGAACGUCGUCAGGGUCGAGAAGGAACACUCGGAACGGCUGCAGACUCAGUACGUGGACAGAAACACGUUCGUGGAGCGAGUGACUCAGCUGCAGCGAGCGCUCACAUCCUGCCACCUAGCCGCCGACCGGCGCGAGGCGGCGCACAAGAAGAUUCGCGCCGACCUGGAGCGAGAGAUUGCCGAACUGAAGGCUGCCGUUGCCGGAAAACAGGGCGACGAUAACGGCAACUCGCGCCAGGAGGAGCUGGCCGACCUGCGGCAGAAGCUGCGGGACGCCAACGAGCGCAUCCUGAUGCUGGAGACGGAGUUGGCGCACUGCCAGCAAAAGUUCGUCGACAACACACGAGAAAGCGAGCUGAUGAUGGAGCGCUCGCUGCCGCCGCGGCUGGAGCCCACGCCGCCCCCGACCCACCAGCUGCACCAGCUCACAGGCAGCCAAUCACACGCAUCAAUGGAGGAGAGGGUACUGGGUCUGGAGGCCCGGCUGGUAGAGAAAGACGCCAUGAUCCGGGCGCUGCAGAAACACGCGCUAGAGGUGCCCGCCCUGAUGAGAAACCCGCACAGUCGACAGAGUAGCCUGCAGUCGCUGGCCGGCAUGAACUCCAGUUACGGUAUGAGCCAGCACGGCUACUCUAGUUCGGCGUACAGCAGCAGCAGUCCGGUGCCGCGGCCGCCCGGCUCCACCAACGCCGGCUCUAUGAUCAAUAUGAACCGGUUACACACAGGUGACGUUCUCAGCGGCGUCUGCUACGUCGGCGUCUGGAACAUGCCGGCCCUGCGCGGCUUCGUGCUGGCACCCCUUGUUGUCUACCUCGCCCUGGGCACCGUCUUCCUGCUGGCCGGCUUCGUCUCCCUCUUCAAGAUUCGCACCAUCAUGAAGAGCGACGGCACUCGCACCGACAAGUUGGAGAAGCUGAUGAUUCGUAUUGGCGUGUUCUCGGUGUUGUACACCCUGCCAGCCACACUGGUCAUCGCCUGUCUGUUCUACGAGCAGGCUUACAUGGACCAGUGGACUCUCGGCUGGCAGGAGCGGCAGUGCGCGCAGAGGUCGAAAUACGCCAUCCCCUGUCCGCCGCGCCUGCCCGGAGGGCCGCGGCCGCAGCCGCACUUUGAGUUCUUCAUGAUCAAGUACGUGAUGCUGCUGAUUGUCGGCAUCACCAGUGGCUUUUGGGUGUGGUCGCGGAAGACCCUGCAGACGUGGGGUCGGCUGUGCGGCCGCGGUGCGCCGCCUACGGUGUAUCGUACCCCUGACGGGCGAGUAGUACACCCAAAUAGGGUGUGAGUGGCGCGGGGCGAACGGAAAUGAAUGGACAUCAGUGAUGCGUGUGGAAGAGAGCGGAAGUGUGCUGAAACGGACGGUAAUCAUCCUGCCCUGACGUAGAUCUGACGUGAACGUCAGGGUCGGGAUCGCCGCCGUAACGUACUGCUCAGCCGCGUGCCGGAUGCGCGCCCGUAAAAACUUUGCCACUAGUGGGAUUUGAACCCACGACCCGUCUGCUGGGCUGCUGCCUUCUGUGUUCAAUGACGCUCGCUCUGCUUGGGGCCAUUGCUCUGCGUUUGUCUGUGAUGAUGUAUUGGUUCAACAUAAAUGCUACGUUGCCUUCGAAGCGCCGCUCGUCGCUGGUAGUUCGACGCUACGCCUCCUGGCGUCAUGGUUAGCUCCGAGUGGUCGAUGAGCCGUCGAAUGUGUCGCGUGUCGAGAAGCCAUUAGCGAAAGCGAGUGUGAAUGAGGGACGGCCGACUGCCAUGCCAGACCGUUUUCAGGCAGUCAGUCAACUGGGGCGAGUGUGUGAGUUGUUGUGGGGCCUGUUUGGGAGCCGGGGCAUCGCGCGCGUGCAGGCAGGGUCUAACCCGCGCCGCUGAAUCUCAUGGGGCCGCCGCUGCCUUGGCGCGCCGGUGGGCGGUGCCAGUGCCCACUCCAGUAAAAUGGCUGAGACAGGCCUGCGUUGAGAUCGGAGGCAUUGCAGAAACUGUUGUAAUUGUUGUGUGGGGAUCGUAACCUGCAAAUGUGUACUAUGACGUAUAAUAUACGUAAAUGUGCAAGCUAUCAGAUA
Molecule: messenger RNA, 3354 nt
Organism: Amphibalanus amphitrite
Lineage: Eukaryota; Metazoa; Arthropoda; Thecostraca; Balanomorpha; Balanidae
Product: angiomotin-like
Exons: 15
Coding region: 150-2582 (810 amino acids)
Biological process (GO): cell surface receptor signaling pathway; regulation of cell migration; actin cytoskeleton organization
Cellular component (GO): bicellular tight junction; cytoplasmic vesicle; plasma membrane
Molecular function (GO): transmembrane signaling receptor activity
Source: RefSeq, a predicted model, not a curated record